Molecule: messenger RNA, 651 nt
Organism: Ipomoea nil (Japanese morning glory)
Lineage: Eukaryota; Viridiplantae; Streptophyta; Magnoliopsida; Solanales; Convolvulaceae
Exons: 1
Coding region: 1-651 (216 amino acids)
Source: RefSeq, a predicted model, not a curated record
AUGUUUCUCAUUGCUUUGCCGUUCUCCUCCGAGAUCAUGUCUUAUAAAGUGCCCGGCGACUUCAAAUUCCUAGAACAAGCCACCUUUGACGGGUCCGGAGACCCACGCGAGCAUCUGCUCAGUUAUCAGGCCAAGAUGCAAGUCUUAGGAGUCCGAGACCCGUUAAUGUGUCGCGCCUUCUUACCCACGCUAAAAGGCUCGGCACAAGGGUGGUUAGUGGCGCUGCCUCCGGGAUCGAUUCACAAUUUCGAGGAGCUGGCUGAUCGCUUCAUGAGCCAUUAUGCGGCCAACAUCAAACCACAGAAGGAUUUGACUCAUCUGGGAGACGUCCACCAAGAGGAAGGUGAGGCCCUGAAAACCUACUUGGUUCGAUGGCAAAAAGAGAUCCAGUCUAUCGAGGAAGUCGAAGACCAGACUGCACUCACUUUCUUCAUCAAGUCCUUGCGAUCCGGGCAAUUAUACCGGGAUCUGCGAGAUAAUCGCCCGUCCACUUACGCGGAAGCCAUACACAUGGCUAAUAAGAGGGCUAACACGGAGCAGGCUAUGAAGCAUAAACGACAGCGUGAAGUCGGAGGAUCCGCCGGUGGAAAGAGGACCCGUGCGGAGGCCAAGGAAAGGCGCCCGGCGACCCGAAGUUCGGCGUCCCUAUGA